AUGAAACCCCUGAUAAACCCACAUCCAACUGCCCAGAACAACAACCAUGCACUGACCCCGUCAUGCAUAGCAAAUUGUCAGUUCGCCGCACUAAUGCAGCGCCUUAUGCACGUCCGCACAGGCUUAUCAAGCUAUCCACGCCCCACUAUCAUCGCACCGUCGAGUCAUAGCUCCGGGAUCGAGCGCACUGACCACCGCGCCUCCGUUCUGGCCGGUGGUCGAACUUAG
Messenger RNA from Penicillium verrucosum, 228 nucleotides. RefSeq lists its product as uncharacterized. Bases 1 to 228 code for a protein of 75 amino acids. The record is from RefSeq and is a predicted model, not a curated record. The transcript has a single exon. NCBI's taxonomy places the organism in Eukaryota, Fungi, Ascomycota, Eurotiomycetes, Eurotiales, Aspergillaceae.